AUGGACGUGGACGUGGACGUAGAGGACAUGGACGUGGACAUGGACGUGGACGUAGACGUGGACGUGGACGUGGACAUGGACAUGGAAGUGGACGUGGACGUGGACGUGGACAUGGACGUGGAGAUGGAUGUGGACGUGGACGUGGACGUGGACGUGGUUGUGGACGUGGACGUGGACAUAGAUGUGGACGUGGAGGACUUGGACGUGGACAUGGACGUGGACAUGGACAUGGACGUGGACGUGGACGUGGACGUGGAGGUGGUCGUGGACGUGGAUGUGGACGUGGACGUGGUCGUGGACGUCGACAUGGACAUGGACGUUGACGUGGACGUGGACAAGGACGACUUGGACGUGGACGUGGACGUGGACGUGGACGUGGACAUGGACGUGGACGUGGACGUGGACGUGGACGUGGACGUGGACAUGGACAUGGACGUGGAAAUGGACGUGGACGUGGCAUGGACGUGGACGUGGAUAUCGACGUGGACGUGGACAUGCACGUGGACAUGGACGUGGACGUGGACGUGGACGUGA
Molecule: messenger RNA, 534 nt
Organism: Closterium sp. NIES-65
Lineage: Eukaryota; Viridiplantae; Streptophyta; Zygnematophyceae; Desmidiales; Closteriaceae
Source: the annotation of a GenBank genome assembly